Messenger RNA from Didymosphaeria variabile, 789 nucleotides. RefSeq lists its product as uncharacterized. The record is from RefSeq and is a predicted model, not a curated record. NCBI's taxonomy places the organism in Eukaryota, Fungi, Ascomycota, Dothideomycetes, Pleosporales, Didymosphaeriaceae. The transcript has a single exon. Gene Ontology annotation, molecular function: oxidoreductase activity. The coding region runs from base 1 to 789 and encodes 262 amino acids.
AUGAAGAUCGCCAACCGCACCUUCAUCAUCUCAGGCGGCGCAUCCGGCCUUGGUCUCGCAACAGCCCGCGACCUUCACGCCCAUGGCGCCUACGUCGCUCUCCUCGACCUUAACAGCGACGCCGGUUCGGAAAUCGUAUCGGAGCUCGGAAACCACGCCAAAUUCUUCGAAGUUGAUGUCUCAGACACAGACGCAAUAGCGAAAGCGAUUGAAGGCACCGUGGCAUGGCUUAAAAAAACGGGAAAGCCAAUCGGCGGCGUAGUAGCCGGUGCAGGAGUCGGAAUGCCGGGUCUGAUAAUCGAUAAGAAGAAUGAGCCGCUGUCAAUAUCAAACAUUGACUUUGUGCUGAAUAUCAACCUAAGAGGGACUUUGGAUCUGAUCAGGCAAGCACUGCCGCACAUGACGACAGCGCAACCUGAUGGCCCGGACGGCGAACGCGGAGUGAUAAUCAUGGUGGCAAGUUCUGCAGCGUUCGACGGGCAGAUGGGACAGGUCGCGUAUGCAGCGAGUAAGGGUGCGGUGGCGAGCUUGACACUACCAUUAGCACGCGAUCUAUCGAAGCACGGCAUCCGUGCGGUGACAAUUGCGCCAGCAUUGUUUGAGUCCAAUAUGACCAAGUUGUUGUCGGGCAAGGUCAAGCAGAGCUUGGAGAAUGCGAUGGAAUUCCCAAAGAGGGCGGGACAGGCGCCGGAGUUUGCGAGGAUGGUGCGGGACUCGAUAGAGAACAGCAUGCUAAAUGGCACGGUUAUACGUUUAGACGGCGCUAUGAGGAUGCCGGCCAGGUUGUAG